Messenger RNA from Malus domestica (apple), 959 nucleotides. The record is from RefSeq and is a predicted model, not a curated record. NCBI's taxonomy places the organism in Eukaryota, Viridiplantae, Streptophyta, Magnoliopsida, Rosales, Rosaceae.
AUCUAACCAUUUAGGCAAGUUGGCUCCGAAAACGUCUCAAAACCCCAUUAACACGUCUUGGAGCUUCUGUGGGGCUCAAACCCCUAGGUUAACGCAUCCAUCCACUAUAAUAUCAACCCACCACCAAAAGCUUCCACCUUUAUACAGAAGGCUGUUACAAAAAGAUUAUCUUUUGGCAAUCGAGCAUUUUCAGAGAGAUCAAUGAAAGCCGUGUACGGUGGAGAUGCUUUCCCCCCCAGCCGCUCCCGAAGCUGCAUAAACGUCUGCCUGGCGGCGACAUCUGUUGUGUUGGUCGCAACCAUCGUACUCGUGAUCCUCUGCCUGACGGUGUUCAAAGCCAAGGAUCCCACCACGACGGUUAACUCCGUCGUCUUGAAAGACCUCGACUUGGCACUCAACAUUCCACGUCUCAGCGUGGACGUGAACUUGACUCUGGGCGUGGACCUAUCCGUGAAUAACCCGAAUAAAGUCGGGUUCAAGUACAAAAACAGCACUGCGUUUUUGAACUACAGAGGGACCAACGUGGGCGAGGCCCAAAUCGGGUCGGGCGAGAUAUUCGCGGACAGGACCAAGUCCAUGAACGUGACACUGACAAUCAUGGCGGAUCGGCUGCUGGGGAAGUCGGAGCUCUUUUCGGACGUGGUGGCCGGAACGCUGCCGUUGAACACUUUGACCAAAGUCUCCGGGGAAGUCAGCGUUUUGGGGAUUUUUAAGAUUCAUGUCGUUUCGACCUCCUCCUGCGACUUCAGAAUCGAUGUCGGUAACGUCACUGUCGGACAGCAACACUGCACGUACAAGAUAAAACUAUGAUUUUUGUUUUUUGCUUGCUAUCCCGGAUUUUCUUAUUUCUGGAUUUUUAUGGUCUGUCAGCUUGUGCGAGCUGAAUUAACUGAUUUGCCACUCUUGUAGUAUAUUUUGAAUUAUUUGCUACAUGACAUUUCCCAAAACAUUUUAUUGUA